Triticum turgidum subsp. durum (durum wheat) is the source of this 2868-nucleotide messenger RNA. NCBI's taxonomy places the organism in Eukaryota, Viridiplantae, Streptophyta, Magnoliopsida, Poales, Poaceae. The record is from the annotation of a GenBank genome assembly.
AUGGCGGGGGUCAGCGCGGGGACGGGGGCGAUGAGCUCCCUCCUCGGCAAGCUCUCCGCCUUGCUCACCCACGAGUACAAGCUUCUCAAGGGCGUCCGCAAGGAGAUCCAGUUCCUGGAGCGCGAGCUUGGCAGGAUGCGAGCCUACCUGGACAUACUGGCGGACAUGGACAAGCUCGACGACCUGGCCAAGAAGCGGAGAGACAGCCUGCGCGACCUCAGCUACGAGAUGGAGGACUGCAUCGACCGUUUCAUGGACCGGCUUGGCACCGGCGACGCCAGGCGAGGGUUCAUGAGGACGACCGCGCGCCGGCUCAGGACGAUUUGGGCGCGCCAUGACAUCGCGACCCUCAUCAGAGACCUCAAAGCUCGGGUCUUGCAGGAGACCGAGCUGCAUGACAGUGCAACGAGGCCAGUUGAAAUAGAUCCCCGGAUGACCGCGCUCCACGAGGAGGUCAAGGGCUUGGUGGCCAUGGACGCCCCAGCGAAGCACAUUUCUGCAUUGCUGAUGGAUCAGAGCAUGGAGCUGAAAGUGGUACCGAUUGUCGGGCCUGGAGGGUUGGGGAAGUCGACCCUUGCAAUGGAGGUCUAUCGCAAGAUUGGGAGACACUUCCGUUGCCGAGCUUCCGUAUCAGUGUCGCGCGCUCUUGAUCUGGACAAGUUCCUCAAGGAUAUCUUGUCUCAAAUUGAUGAGUCUAGAGAAUGUCAGCCACAGGGUUCAGACAUACAACUACUUAUCCGUAAAACCACACAAAUCUUGACCGGAAAGAGGUACUUCAUUGUUAUUGAUGACAUAUGGAAAGAACACGAUUGGAAAUUGGUCAAGGCAGCAUUUCCCGAGAAUAAUAACGGCAGCAGAAUAAUUGCUACUACACGCAUCACUGGUGUAGCUAAUUUGUGCUGUUCCAGAUCCGGUGGUCUACCCUACCAAAUGGAACCUCUAGAUGAUGUUGGUUCUCGAAGAUUGUUCUUUAAGAGAAUUUUCAGCUCAGAUGAUCCCUGUCCCGCAGAACUGGAAGAAGUUUCUACUAGGAUCUUAAAAAAAUGCGGUGGUGUGCCAUUGGCUAUAAUUACAUUUGCAAGUUUGCUUGCCAAUAAGACACAUAACAACGGUGAAUGGGAGAGACUGCAAGAUACCAUUGGUACUGGUUCUUCGCUUGAUAACAAUGAGACCUUCAAAGGGAUGAGACAAAUAUUGUUACUUAGUUAUUUGGAUCUUCCGCGCCACCUGAAGACUUGUUUAUUGUACUUGUGUAUAUAUCCAGAGGACUAUGAAAUUGAAUGUGAAGAAUUGAAAUGGAAAUGGAUGGCCGAAGGAUUCAUUGCUACACAAUGGGGACGUUUGGAUCAAGUAGCGGAGAAUUGUUUCAAUGAACUUGUUAAUAGGAAUAUGAUUCAGCCAGUUGAUGUUGGGUAUGAUGGUUCCGUGAAACGUUGUCGGGUCCAUGAUAUGGUGCUUGAUCUCGUCAUAUCUUUAUCUGAUGAAGAGAACUUUGCUACCGUUUUAAAUGGACGUAUUUGCAAUUCAUUUUCAAGCAAGAUUCGUCGUCUGUCAAUGCAAUCUAGUGCCAAAGAGCAGGAUGAGGCGGUCCGUGCAAUCACAGAAACCAAGUUACAUGUUCGCUCACUGUCUAUGUUUGGGCAAGUUAAGCAGAUAUGCCACCUCGUGGACUUUCAUGCUUUGCGGGUGUUAGAUCUCGUAGGAUGUGAAUGGUUGGAAAACAAGCAUGUAAAAAAUAUAGGAAGUUCAUGUCAGCUUAGGUAUUUGCGACUUAGCAGUUUUAAAAUUACAGAGCUUCCUGGGGAAAUCGGAAAGCUGCAGCACUUAGAGACUCUUGAUGUGAGAGGAUGUUAUUAUCUUCCAAGACUGCCGUCAACUGUGGUGCAGUUGCAAAAAUUGGUGCGCCUACUUGUCAGCCGUCGAACAGAGUUGCCUGCAAGUGAGUUUGGGAGUAUGCAAGCCUUGGAGGAGUUGGAGAAGUUAAAUAUCUGGAACAGUGACAACCCACUGAGAUUUGCAGAAGAGCUUGGGCAUCUAACAAAAUUGAGAAGAGUGGAUAUACAUCUCAAUCUCAAUCUCAAUGAAAAACUUAUCAUGGAUUAUGCAACAAGAGAAAGAUUGGUGGAACUUUUGGUGUCAUCUUUAAGUGAGUUGGGCAAAUGCAACCUUCGAUAUCUUAGCAUUGGUGGAGACCUGUGCAAUCGUCUAUUCUGGGACCCAUGCUGCACCUAUCCAUACCUCCACGAUCUUACAAUUGGGCCAGCUAUUAAAACAGUUACCAAGGGAAUGGCCUCCCUCAAAAAUCUUGUGAAACUAUGCAUAGCGGUCGAGGAAUUUGAUAAGGAGGGUCUCCAUCUCCUUAUGGGCAUGCCUUUUCUAGCCCAUCUUGAGCUAGCGAUACGAAUAUCGAUCAAAGAGAAGCUGAACAUCGGUACUAAUGGAUUCAAGCUACUAAAGGUGUUCCACUUCACAUACAUGACAGACAGGUGGUAUUCCAAAGUGGAGGCAAUAGAUAGACUGCAGCUAACAUUCGCAACAGGUGCCAUGCCAGCACUCCGACAGUUUCAUCUUGAACUGAACCCAAUGGAGGUGACAUCCAAUUUUUUUGCAGACUUGGGUAUCGAGCAUUUUUCAGGCCUUGCACACUUCCAGGUCGAAAUUGAUUGUAACGGAGCAGCUCCAGGCUGGGUGGAGGCUCUAGAGUCUUCCAUUGAAAAAGCAACUGACUUGCACCCUAACAACGAAAUGGAAAUCCAUCUCAGCAGACUCCAUGAAGAUGGCAUGUUUAAGGAUGACAAGGAGUGGGAAGAGGCUGCUGCAAAAGAAAGAAAGAAAGAAAGAAAUGAAGAGGAAGGAAGAACUUCGUGA